Daldinia decipiens is the source of this 1563-nucleotide messenger RNA. RefSeq lists its product as uncharacterized. The transcript has 3 exons. The coding region runs from base 413 to 1345 and encodes 310 amino acids. The record is from RefSeq and is a predicted model, not a curated record. NCBI's taxonomy places the organism in Eukaryota, Fungi, Ascomycota, Sordariomycetes, Xylariales, Hypoxylaceae. Gene Ontology annotation, biological process: mycotoxin biosynthetic process.
CGGCUUGCUUCUGGACCCGGUAGGGUAGGGGUCUUUCGGUAGUAUCCUGUGAAACUCCCUUCUUCUCUAGAACCUAUUCUUUUCUAAAAAAACAAAAAUCAAAAAAAAGCUAUAUGUUUCUCGUUCGAGCACUGAAGUAAAGUGUGAUUUGGCUAUAUCCUCCAAGACCCUUAAAGAGUUGCACCACUACCUAUUUCCAACCGCUCCGCCACAUCAGGUUUUUUGAAUUCGGUCGCACGAGAUCCUGAUAUAAACCGUUGGUGCCGAUGGGGCAGCCAAGUAAGGGAUAUCGUAUACGGUACGCCGCAUUUGCCUUGCUAGUAAAUGUCCCGCUUAACUGCGGACAAGGAUAUUGAGUGUACGACCUUCCAAAUUUACAUAUGGGCCUAGGCAUACCUUCACAGACAUUUUCAUGUUUAGUUGUCCUAUUGUCAACCCCUUCACAAUGGAGGAUAAAGAAGAAGAGGUAGAGGGAUUAUUGGGCGAAAACCUACUAGCAAACGAGUCAAAAUGGCGACGUUUACCUACAAACGCUACGUUAAUCAUAACAAUUCUAAAUAUCAUCAUGUUCCUGAUAUCACUUGCUCUUUUCUCGGCAUCAUUAAGCCAUAGGUCCCAGCUCAACUUCGAACUGCGACAGGCGUCUACUUAUAGCCCCGUAUUCGACAGAUUGGACUUAGAAAUGAGGCCGAGAGCAAUCCAAGGGACACUAUUUCCAGACAAAGACAGUGCUUCGAUAGCACGGGAGCUUCCCAAUGCCGCGGCUGAUGAGAUGUGGGAAGAAUGGGAAUUAAGUCGUUUCUAUCCCCUGAAGCGGGACGAGAUUGUGCGGAUGGGAAAGGACCCAUCGACCGUCCCAAAACUAGAAGACUCCGAGUGGGGGCUGGGCAAUGACGCUUAUGUCGGCGCCUUCGACGUAUACCAUCAGAUUCAUUGUCUCAAUGCUCUCCGACAGAACGCCUACCGCGGGUACUACAAGUUAACAACCCGCAACCACUCGGUCAUGGGUUUACCAGAGAUUCACAUCAACCACUGCGUCGAUAUCCUCCUCCAGGCAUUACAGUGUAGUGGAAAUGUGAACUUUCUGACAUAUCAUUGGGUCGCUGGUCAAGAAUACCCACAACCCGAUAUGUCAAUCAAUCGGCAAUGCAUUAAUUUUGAGAAACUUACUGCAUUUCGGAAAGAGAAUGGGCUCGACCUAGAUAAGUAUGUUCAAAUAAUGAAAAAGUCGUUACAUCCAGGAGUAAAGGAGAGACAUCAAAGCGAUGCCUACUACUAUUGGUACAAUGAAACGAACCCUAAUCAUAUUGACGGGGCAAAUCCUGGGGAAGAUUUCAACAUGUAAAUAAGUGUACGAUACUCAUGGGGUACCACAGUUGAGUAUCUGGGUACCUAUCUAAGCGGCGUGCCUUAGAAAUAUGUUAUAUACUUCUACACUACAACGCAUCUCUAUGAGUACAUGAUAUUCUCUGUCCACCUAAUGUAAGUAGCAAGACUUGUCCGUUGUGUGACUUUCUUGCUGGGUCAUAAUCGAUUUUCUUUUUUUUUCUUUUUUUCUUUUUU